AUGACGACCAGAUUCAAGAAGAACCGCAAGAAGCGCGGCCACGGUCGUAUUGAGAAGCGCCGCAAGCAUCCCGAAGGCCGCGGAAACACCGGAGGUAUGCACCACAUCAUCUUCGAUAAGUGCCAUCGUGGAUACUUCAGCAAGGUCGGUACGCGCUACUUCCACGAACUCCGCAACAAGUUCCAUUGCCCGACCGUCAACAUCGACCGCCUCUGGUCGCUGGUGCCGCAGAAGGUGAAGGACAAGGCGUCCAAAGAUAACGCAUCGCUCAUUGACGUCACACUAUUCGGCUACUUCAAGGUCCUAGGCAAGGGAUUGCUGUCGGAAGGCAAGCCGAUUGUGUUGAAGGUGAAAUUGAUGUCGAAGAACGCGGAGAAGAAGAUCAAGAAAUCUGGCGGCGCCGUCGUGCUCACUGCUUGA
This is a messenger RNA of Salvia miltiorrhiza (redroot sage), 420 nucleotides long. RefSeq names its product 60S ribosomal protein L27a-3-like. Bases 1 to 420 code for a protein of 139 amino acids. The transcript has a single exon. The record is from RefSeq and is a predicted model, not a curated record. Lineage: Eukaryota; Viridiplantae; Streptophyta; Magnoliopsida; Lamiales; Lamiaceae. Gene Ontology annotation, cellular component: cytosolic large ribosomal subunit; ribosome. Gene Ontology annotation, biological process: translation. Gene Ontology annotation, molecular function: structural constituent of ribosome.